AGAAAAGAACAGACUUUAUUUGCACAAGUACAAGAAAGUACAGGAGUUCUAGGAGUGUGAGGUUCCCCGAGUCAACAUUUUUUAUAUAAAACAAAACAAAAAUAAAGGUAAAAGGUUAAAAGUUAAACAUUUAAACAGCAGCAGAAAAGAAGAAAUAAAUACUAAAUGCACCAUAUUAUUACUUAAAAUAUAAGAACUUGUGAACAUGUGAAAGUAUAAAAUAAAAUAUAUAAAAUAUAAUCCUCUGUAUGUACAUAAAUGCAUGACAGAAACUGAUGAAGAAACUUAACACAAACUCGAGCACCACCUUUACAUAAAACUUAGGUGUUUGAUGCAAUUAUUUCAUUUAUUCUUACAGAAGUAUAUAUCAUCAUUUUCAGGCUUGGGAUGGACGAAAUAUUCAAAUAUUUUCUCAAGCAGACAUGGUAAUGCCACUGUGCACAAACACACUUUUAGGAAUAUUUUUUAGGAGCUCUGUACAUGGGCUGUGUCUGAGUAAAUGUUAUUUGCAAGUUUUAGUACACUCAAGAAUAAUACUACUUAGCCACUGAUUCUGACUUUUGUGAUAGAAAUGUCAGGGUCUUGGCUUUAAAAAGAGACCAAACCACCAUGCAUGAACUCUAAAAUGUUCAGAACAACACUCAAUUUACUUUGGGUAUGUCCUUAAUUUUUUGCAAAAAGGCUGGAAUGAAAAGAGGUUAAAAGGGAUUUUGAAAUAUAUUCAUAUAUGCCUGGAGUAACAGAAGUAAAAAUUAUUCACAGUUGUAACAGUGGCCGCUCUUGUCAUAACGGUGACACUACUGGACGGUUAAAUUAACAGCGAGCUAAAUAGACAGUGUUAAAUUUAUCCAGGUAGCAAUAACACGAGUAACCACUAGAUGUCAGCAUUACAUUUAAAGGCAAAAACAGACAUUGUCAUGCUACAGCUGUUUAGCGUGGAGCUAAUCAUAUCUUCAUAUAUUUGACCUGCUACUAAAUGGUAUCUGAUAAAAGUAGAAGAGCAAGUGUUUGCGUGAUGUCUUGUUCCGCACAACACACACCAUGCUGAUGUUUAGAGUUUUGCAAAGGACCAUGCAAGUUGGGACUCUCACAGUUUCUCACAACACGGGUAAUUGCAUUACAAUCCGACAAGAGGUUUGUGUUCCAUCUUUGAAAAUGGGAGAAAACUGAUGCUUGCACAAGGCGGUCAAGCACAACUGACACGGAUGAUUAAUGCUCCUCAAAGCAGUCCGUGCGUACGGGCUUAUUUAGAGAAACAUCUCAUGCUUAGCGAGGUGUGGUUCAACACUGAAGGCAGUGAGGAUUAUCUACCACCAAGGGGCAGUAUUGUCUCAUUUCAAUUUAUUUUCUACUACCCCCCCUUAUCCUCACUAGGGCCUCAGGGAUUACUGGGCUAGAGGCUACAUCCUGGAGAGAUCGCCAGUUUUUUUUUUUUUUGGUUUGUUUUUGUUUGUUUUAAAAGACUGUUUUGGGUAGGGUGUCAGUGUAACGCCUUUACUGCUAUGCACGAUGAAAAGUCAUGUAUAAACAUUACACCCUUCUGUCGUCCUACGUAUUCUACUCUGGAGCACUGAAAGAAAAACAACUAUAAAAGCAUAUAAAAGAAACAGCAGUGUUGCAGCCAAAAAGAAAGAAAGAAAGAAAGAAAGAAAGAAAGAAAGAAAGAAAGAAAGAAAGAAAGAAAGAAAGAAAGAAAGAAAGAAAAAAAAUUAGAGUAGAUUCCAUUUGAUGGAUGAUAAUAGAGUGCCAAAAGUAUUUCACUAUCAGGGGCGUGUUGAAGUAGUCUAUCUAAAAUUACAGAGUGAGUUUGUAUGCAUUGCAUGUUUGUUUUGCAAUCUUUUUCUGUCAUUAGCCAGUACCCAGAAAAAACAUUCUUCAUAGUUACACAGUGUUUUUUGGCCCAUGUGUAUUAAUAUCCAGAUUCCACGUAGUCUUGCAUUAGUUUUGUCAGUAAUGAUGGAUGACCUCACAACCGGCUUGUGACAAUGCUGCUAUUGUUAAAUGCCGCCUCGGAGUCGUUUGAUGUGGGGUGACACGAUUGCCUUUCUUAAAUUCCAAUGUAACCUUGAAAAUGAAAAUGUUUUAAUUUUCACACAAGUGUCAGGUUAACAGCCGCAAGUAUCAGAUACAGGCUUCCUGAAAGCUGUUCACAAGCAGAUUUUUUUUUUUUUUUUUUUCUUUUUUCAAAGAUGAUAAUGAAAACUAAGAGAGAUAAGAUGCAAUCAAAGGCCUCUCACACUGCGGAUGGGGGUAUAAGUUUAACGGUACAAUGACAGACAAUAAAACGGAGUCCACAAAUGCCAAAGGAAAGUCUCACAACCUCUUUUGCAAGCAAACAAACAAAAAAAAAAAAAAAAAAGCAUUCACAUGGCCACAGACCACCAGUGGCAUUUGAGUAUUCACUUCCUGUGUGGAAACUAGUUCCGCUGUGUGUAUGUGUGGGGGGGGGAUCUGGCCAGGUUUAAUCUCACUUGAAAUGAGUUUCAAAGUUAAAGCCGCUGCAUAUGUUACAUAUAUGCAACAUUUUCUUGUGUAGUUUCUGUUGCCCUCUCCAUCACUACAAGUGCAGUUCAGAAUUAAGGAACUCAGAACAGAAGUGGUGCUACAGACUAACGGAUGGGAUGGAGCAUUUUUCUAGAUAUUUGAGCAUCAACUGGACUUUGACUCUGAUUCUGUGCUGCAUCUUCCAGCUUCUCUUACCGGCAGAAGGGAACAUAUCAGAGGUGGCUGGCAGCACGGUGACCUUAACCUGUAACAACAACUCAAUCGGCGGACUCAGUCUACUGAAAUGGACAAUGAAUGGAGUUCACCUGUUCAGUUUCACACCACAGGAAAAGCUUUUUGCCACCGAGGAAGCUGUCCGCCUGAACAUGAACAUGUCUCAGUUAGAGAGCGAACUGUACGCACUCAUCAUAGAGAAGGCCCAGGUGGAUCACAGGGGAAACUACACUUGUGAGACGAUCACAAACACCGGAGUCUGGCAACAGAGCUGGCAGCUCAUAAUUACAGAUGAACCUGGAAAGUUUCCUGUCCUAAUGAUUGCUGUGGCGGUUGGUGUUCCUUGCGUGUGUUUCCUGAUCUUUGUAUUAGUUUUCAUCCUUCUCAGAAGACUCUGUCUACAAAGAAAUAAUUAUCCUCCUGCUGUAAUUAUGUCCGUCCGACAGCCGGCACAAAGAGAAGAUAUUUAUGAAAACUGCCUUGAAAGUGAGGCGAGGCGGGCUUACCUUCAGAAAACCAGGGUCCGCUAACAUGCCGCAUUGCAUUAUGUCUCAUAAUUUACAAUACUACAUUUUUCUAACUGCUUUUUUCAAAUAAUAUACUGUAUGUAAUGACAGCCACAAAGUAGGUUCUUUUCUUCCUGUGGUGGUGUACUCAGCUCAGCUUUUUUUGACUGCUGGACAACCUUCUGUCCCUGCCAUUUUAUUUUCUCAGUACUUACUCAUGUCAUCAUGUCAUCUCAGGACACUUAACAUGGUUAGAUAAGGCUUUCCAGUACGUCAUGGGAAUGUCCUACAUCCCAUGCUUUCCCAGGCCUAUCAUAUUUCAUAUGACAGGCCUGGUUUGUAGAGCCCUCUGCUCUGAGGAGAGAUCAGUUUGACCAUGGUGUGCCCCAAGAUUGUUGCCACAAAGACAUCUUCCUUCCUGUUUCUUUGUGGGAAGACAUGUCACACAUGAAAGUCAACAUAGUUUCAAGGUCACAUAUGCAUCGACAGUAGGCGGCAAUAGUGGACAAAGUUGAAAGGUUUCUCAGAUAAGAGAGACUGGUGAACGUCUGCAACUUCAAGAAAUAACAGGAAGUGAGUUUCUCGCCUUUUUUUUUUUUUUUUUUUUUUUUUUUACUUUUGCUGAAUUCAUUCAUUUAAGUACCACUCUGAACUAAACCUGUUAGUGCAGCUUUACACUCUUGUGGAAAAAUUUGUAGACAGAGAGCAACAGUGAUAAAAAUAGUUUAGAGAAUGAAAACUUAAGACUGGAAGCAGCAUUUAAAAAAAAAAAAAACACUGAGCGGGCAUUCAUUAUAUAUAUGUACGGUAUACGUAUGUGUGAACUGUGGUAAAUGCUGAAGUCCUAAUAUAAUCUAACCAGGAAAACCACAUUUAGAGUGCAAAUAUCUGACGACUUUUAUCUUCAACUUUAUACUUCUUUGGAAAGUGAACACAUAAACCAUGAUGCCCACAUGAAAUCACAUUUAAUAUCAAUAGUUUUUACGCAAUAUAUGUUGCAAAAAAACAUUCGAUAUGAAAUGUGCAUGUGACUGUUUUAUAGGUUUUAGAAGUGGUCUUUUGGGAGUUUGUCAGUUCCUGAGCUAUUUAAAAGCUAUGAGUAAGAAUGCCCCUCCUGCUCCGUCUCUUCUUUAUGCAGCUCUGUUUUGCCUCUCAGCUUGAUCAUGUAUGGGUGGUGCCUGACUAUUUAAACACAUAAAUCAGAGCACACUGGGGUGGUUUGGAUGGGAUCAUCCUCUUUAGCUCUAACAAUUUUGUGAGGACUUUAACGUUAGAAUUAUUAAGACAGUAUCAGCCCGUCUUCAUAGAAGGCUCCACUUAGUGUAGUGAUAUAAAUGUAAUGACCUGAUGUGAAGAUACUAGAGAGGCUGGCCUUUGCUCAUCUGCGCCCUCUGGUGACCUCACUGCUGGACCCAUUUCAGUUCUCCACCAACCCAGCGUUGGAGUGGAUGACGCCAUCAUCUGCCUCCUGCAUAGAGCUUUCUGUGAUCUGGAUCUGGAGAAGGCUGGGAACACUGUGAGAAUCAUGUUGUUGUUUUUUUAUUUCUCAAGUACUUUCAACACCCUACAGCCUGUUCUGCUGAGUGACAAGCUGGUGCACACUAGAGUGAAAUACCACCUCAUAUCAUGGACACUAGUGUACGUGAUCACAACAGACCACACUGUGUGAGGACACAGGACUGUUGUCUGCAGCAAUGGAGCUUUACAAAGAACUGUCCUGGCUCCCAUCCCUUUCUGCCUCUACAUCAUAGACUUCAGACAUCAAGCAGCAAUCUUCAGAAAGUCUCAGACUUGACUCUGAAAUCUCCUAAUUACAGGAGAUAGGAAAGACUGUUUACAUGUCCUUCAUUCCCUUGUUUUGAAAACUUGUCUAACAGACCUACAUCUACCGCAAAUGUAUGAUUUCUGUUGUAUUUCAUUGUCUAUAUUUUUUUACUGUCUUACAUGUACUGUCUUGAAAUUGUCUACUGCUGCAGUACUGCAAAUGUUCCCCCUGUGGGAUAUGUAAAGGAUAGUCUAAUCUAAUAAAUACAAUUAUGGGAGCACGUUAUGAAUGAAGUGAACAUACAGUAGUGUACUGUAGUGUCUCUAUCACUCUACUGAGCCUAAAAGACUGAAAAUUUACUUGCCGUGGUGAGUGACUAAAAGGAAUUUAUGUGCAGAACAAACACUGGAAAUACUUGCAUGCACCGAGUGUGUCGUUUUUCGACUUUAAUCGUAAGGAAAGAUACACAAAUAAACAUGGAGAGAUAAAGCAAUACAUAAUAAAGAAAGAGCCACACACAUAACAUACUGUAAACAAUAUAAAAAUCAACAGAUUGUUAAUGAAUUAAUGCUUUAAGAUAGGGCUGGACGAUAUGGCCUAAAAUUAAUAUCACAAUAUAUUGAGCAGUUCACCUCAAUAACGAUAAAUGGACCAUAACUACCCCCACCCCUUGCGCAAAAUGAAAAAAAAAAAAAAUGAAAAAAAAAAAUAAUAAUUCUUCGAAUUCAACCACAUGAUCGUGUUGCAGGUGUUGGAAAAGGUUAGAUGUAUUGUACUGGCGAGUGACAAGUAGUGCUUUUGCACAACUUACAUUUUACGUUUUUCUGAGCAGUAUCCUCCUUGUUAAAACCAAAAUACUGCCACACGAUUGAAAACGCAUUUCUCUUUGGAACAAGCUGCUGCUUUCCCUCCUCCUCAACAAAGUCUACCUCCACCGCCUGUGCUGCACCUGCCGCUUCGACGUUUAAAUGCUCCUCCAUUUCGUCACCGACCCCUCCCCUUCUUGUUACAGAUGGAAGGGGUGGUCACAUCUACCAACGCUAUACUACGUGUGCAGCGUCUUAAAGAGACAUGAACACAGCCUACCUACACACAGCCAAAAGAUAAAAAACACUUUUUUCUUUUUUUCUUUCUUUUUUUUAAAUACCGAAUAUAGCGACAUGGGCAAAAUGAAUUCGGUUAUCGUAAAUUUCGGUAUCGGUAAAUUUUCUAUUUAUCGCCCAGGCCUACUUUAAGAUUAAAAUAAGAAAUAAUAAAAAAAA
This is a messenger RNA of Mugil cephalus (flathead mullet), 6251 nucleotides long. RefSeq lists its product as uncharacterized. Bases 2505 to 3248 code for a protein of 247 amino acids. Lineage: Eukaryota; Metazoa; Chordata; Actinopteri; Mugiliformes; Mugilidae. The transcript is spliced from 6 exons. The record is from RefSeq and is a predicted model, not a curated record.